Messenger RNA from Scomber scombrus (Atlantic mackerel), 2266 nucleotides. RefSeq names its product sodium channel and clathrin linker 1 (gene sclt1). The coding region runs from base 35 to 2089 and encodes 684 amino acids. NCBI's taxonomy places the organism in Eukaryota, Metazoa, Chordata, Actinopteri, Scombriformes, Scombridae. The transcript is spliced from 22 exons. Gene Ontology annotation, cellular component: centriole. Gene Ontology annotation, biological process: cilium assembly; clustering of voltage-gated sodium channels. The record is from RefSeq and is a predicted model, not a curated record.
UAUAAAGUCAAUAAACCUACACCACACCUACAGCAUGGAGGCAGAAGUUGAGUUUCUGCGAGAUCAAGUCCACAGGUUAAAUUCUGCUCUCAGCCAGUAUCAACAUGGGCACCGCACUCAGUCCACAUCAUCUCAGGUUGAGGAGGCAAGACCAGCAGAGUCUCCUGCUCCCUGGAUCUCUGAUAGAAGUAUAAUGGCUCCUCUGAUAGCUGAGUAUGACCGGCACAUGGAUGAAAUGACUGAACAGCUGCAGAAAUACCAGGUGUCGAUGGCAGAAGUCAAAGUGAAGUUGGAGAGGCUCGUCAAGGAGAACGAAAGACUGCAUGCAGAGCUGAGGGAGUCUGUGGAGAGGCAGCUUCACGCCCUGCCUGUGGCUUCAGGAGUGGAGGGAAGCACACUGGAGGAGGAGGCAGUCAUUAGAAACCUUAAAGAGCAGGUCCAGCUGUCUGAAAAGGAACGGCUGCAGGCCAUGGAGCUCUGGCAGACAGCAGCACAGGAGCUGGACCGCCUCAAGCAGGUCUAUCAGAAGACGGUCUCUGAUGGACAGAUCCACGACGCUCAGAGGCAGCAGCUCAAGGAUCAGCUUGUUCAGUUCCAGCAACACACGCACAAACUCCAAGUGGCCAAUCACAAACUGGAAUCGACGAACCAGCAGUUCCUGAAGACGGUGACGGAGCAGAGCACGGAGAUGGAGGAGCUACACAGCCAGCACAGGCAAACCAAAGCUGAGCUGAGGACAGCCACAGCCAAAGUGGACGAGAUGACCAAACUUCUGCAGAGUGUACAGGAGCAGAUACAGAGACGGGAUGAAGACGUGGCAGAGGCUCAGGGCCGAGAGGAGGCAGCAGACAGACGACUCCAACAGCUUCAGUCAGCCUUGAGCCAGCUGGAGGCCAGACUGAAAGCUGCAUCUCAGGAGGCAGAGGCGGUGCGCAGAGAGCAAAAUGUGUGGGAGAGAAAGGUGGGAGAACUCCAGGCACGUUGCAGCACCCUAGAGGAGGAGAAGUACGAAGCCCUGGCCAAAGUCCGAGAGAGCGUUCAGGUGGCUGAGGAGGCUGCACUGCAGAAGGACCAGGCCCUGUUAAGAGAGAAACAGAAGACAGAAGAGCUGGAGAACACAAAGGAGGCCAUCAAACAUUUGAUCCAGGAUGCUGCAGUUCGCACCAGGAAAGAGGUGGAUAAUGUGCGUAAGCAGUGCAACGUUCAAAUCCAUCGCAUGGCCGAGGAGCUGUCUGCGCUGCAGCUGGAGUGUGCAGAUAAAGAGUCUCAGAUUGAAAGGUCCCUGCGAGAGAGGAAAGCUGUAGAGGAGGAACUGGAGAAGGUGUAUAAAGAGGGCAGAGCAGAGCCAGAAUUCAGGAAGAUGGAUGCCCUUCAUCAGAGGUGUCUGGAUGCAGAGAGGAUGAAGGACGAGAUGAGCAUCACUCUGCAAAGCACCCAAAACAAACUAAAAACCAUAGAAAUGGAUUACAGUGAGGAGCUAUCCCGGUGCCAGGAGGAAGUGCGGCGGCUGCAGGGCGCUCUGGCUACAGCCCGGGAAGACUGUGUCGGUGUCAGUGAGGAGCGACUCCAACUGCAACAGGAGAACUUGCAGCUCCGCAGGGAGAUGGAUGAGCUGCGGAAAGCCACGCUGCUGGUCCAAAAGAAGGCCAAACAACAGGUGUCACAGAUGGAGCAGGAGUACAGUCUGAAGGAGACGGGACUUGACGCACGGGUGAGGGAAAUGGAGGAAAGCAGCCGAAGCUCGAGCGCCGAUCUGACACGCCUCCUGGCAGCACAGCAGAAAAGUACUCAGCGCUGGAAGGAAGAGGCCAAGAACCUGGUUCAGGCCUUUGAAACAAAAAUUGCGAGCCUCAAAGCAGAGUUGAAUCGCCAGAAGCAACGUUCACAUGAGCUAGAGAUACAACUGGAAACUAACCACAACGCAAUCGCUGAGUAUGAGAGGCAGCUAGCGGAGUAUCAAGAGAAGACUAGUCGUCUCCAAAGAAGACUGACACAGGCUGAACAAAGAGCAACUACUGCUACACAACAGUUGAGCAUGUUGGCGUCCCAGCGAAGGAAAACAGCCAUGGCUGAUCCAGACUCUAUAUAAUGGCGACUGUCACAGUGCUAUAGGAAUAAAUAAUGUAGCCUUAACAGUAAAACACUUUGCUGUUUUUGUCAGUGUGAUAUCAACAUUGUGGCCAAAGGCAUCAGACAGAAAUGGUUUUGUCUGAUUGAAUGGCAACAAGUCCCAAUUUCAAUGUUGCCUGGUGCACUCUAUAUAUAA